AUGCGCCACCGCCCACCGCCCACCGCCCAGAUCCCGCUCGCCUUCUGCUUCCCGCCGCCGGUCGGUGCUGCUGUAGCUCCCCGGGCCUCCUUCCUCAAGCGGGACGCCCGCCCUACCACCAUGGCGCGGCUCCGGCCUCGGACCUCCACCGCCCGACGCCGCCUCCCUUUUCCACGGCGCAUCCCCGGCUUCCCACCUCCACCGCGCGGCGCCGCCUCCCUCUCGCACGGCGCGGCUGCCGGCCUCCACCACUGCUGCGCAUCCUCCCGCCGCCGCUCACACCACCCGCCGCGGGCCCGCCCUCCGCCGCCCACACCACCUGCCGCGCAAACAGCCCCCCUCCUGCUUCCUGCCCCGGCCGGCCACCCACCUAGCGCGCCGCUGCAGCCGGACAUCCCAUAG
Messenger RNA from Lolium perenne, 402 nucleotides. NCBI's taxonomy places the organism in Eukaryota, Viridiplantae, Streptophyta, Magnoliopsida, Poales, Poaceae. The record is from RefSeq and is a predicted model, not a curated record.